This is a messenger RNA of Ziziphus jujuba (common jujube), 3063 nucleotides long. Its product is annotated as probable inactive receptor kinase At5g58300. Gene Ontology annotation, molecular function: protein binding; protein kinase activity; ATP binding. The transcript is spliced from 3 exons. Gene Ontology annotation, biological process: protein phosphorylation. The record is from RefSeq and is a predicted model, not a curated record. NCBI's taxonomy places the organism in Eukaryota, Viridiplantae, Streptophyta, Magnoliopsida, Rosales, Rhamnaceae. Bases 800 to 2704 code for a protein of 634 amino acids.
AUCUGAGUCUUUCUGAAGAGUGUUCCUCAAAUGUGUCAUUAUUUGGAGUGUUUUGGUAUAAACCAAAAUUCUUUCUCAUUUUGAGCCUAAUUUCAGAAAGAUUUGAACAAGUAUCAGGAAUUUUCCUGCCUACCAUGCUGAAUUUGGAGAAUGUGGUCAGAAUAUGCUUGAAUUUCGUACUGUGACUAAAAUGUUUCGUGUUAGCCUAUGUUUUGGUUCAAGACUCAAGACACUCCCCAGCAUGUAUUCUCUUCAAAGAUGUCAAAUUCUUUAUAUAUUCGCCUUUUAUAAAUACCCAAGUCUCUGGUUGUUAAACCACUGUUAGCCAUGUUCAUUACUUCACAAAACUGCUUGCGGUGGGUAGGAAUUAGCGGCAAUUCUUAGCCAUUUUAGUAUCAUUCCCUCUAACUUGUAUGACUUUUUUGGCCUUUUCAUCCCUCGCUGAAAUAGAUUAGUCUAUGGUGGUUAAUCCUGACAAGUUUCCACAGAAAUUGUGGUGAACCCGGUGUUUGGAUAGGGGGUUUCGUCUCUUUUGUUAUUGGGUUUUUCCAGAUAAUUUAGUUCAACGAAAGUCGCUUCCUUUAGCUUGCAGCUUAACAUGCAUACUUGGAUGCCUAAAAAAUGUCUUCAAGCUUCCAGAACCGUUAUGAACACCUGUGUGAAUGGACACAAACGUCCUUGUUCUCUUAUGAGCAUGUGUCUUCCAACUACUGCGUAGUUCUAGGAAAACAGUGAAGUUGCAGAUAUUACGUAUUCCUUUUUCUAGUCACUUUCAUAAUAUUUACCUGAAGAAUUCCCAAUGAAGUUGUGUUCGACUGCAGUGCUUCCUUUUCUUUUUUUCGUUGUUCUUCUUCCUUUGGCUAUAGCUGACCUGAACUCAGAUAAACAAGCCCUUCUCAACUUUGCUGCUGCUGUUCCUCAUCGUAGGAAUCUUAGUUGGAUCCCUGCUAACCCUGUAUGCACAACUUGGCUAGGCGUCACUUGCACCAAAGAUGGGAACCGUGUUCAAGCCCUUCGGCUUCCUGGAGUUGGACUUGUGGGAACCAUUCCCAACAACACCCUUGGUAAGCUAGAUGCCCUCAGGACUCUAAGCCUGCGAUCCAAUCUCCUCAGUGGUGAUCUUCCUUCUGACAUUACCUCUCUUCCUUCACUCCACUACAUUUAUCUCCAACAUAACAAUUUUUCUGGUGAAAUUCCAGCCUCCUUUUCCCCCCAACUCAAUGUUUUGGAUCUAUCAUUCAAUUCCUUCUCAGGUAAAAUUCCACAAACAAUACAGAAUUUGACUCAACUGACUGGAUUAAGCCUCCAAAACAACACACUUUCUGGACCCAUACCUGAUCUCAAACAACCUGGGCUCAAGCAUUUGAAUUUGAGCUUUAACAAUCUUAACGGAUCAAUCCCAUCAUCCCUUUCAAAGUUCUCCAAUUCAUCCUUUCUUGGAAACUCACUUUUAUGUGGGGCACCUCUGAAAGCUUGCUCUCUCAUUCUUCCUCCACCUCCUCCUUACUUUUCACCACCACCACCAUUAGGUCCUAAAAAAGAAAGCUCCAAGAAGAAACUGACCUUGGGUGCUAUAAUUGCAAUAGCAGCAGGAGGGUUUGUUUUGCUUUUUCUUUUAGCUUUAUUUAUUGUUCUCUGCUGUCUAAAGAAGAAGGAUGGUGGAGGUGCCAGCGUACUGAAAGGGAAGGCUUCCAGUGGUGGGAGGACUGAGAAGCCUAGAGAGGAGUUUGGGAGUGGAGUGCAAGAGCCCGAAAAGAACAAGCUGGUUUUCUUUGAAGGUAGUUCUUAUAACUUUGAUCUUGAGGAUUUGUUGAGGGCUUCAGCUGAAGUGCUGGGAAAAGGCAGUUAUGGUACGGCAUACAAGGCUGUCCUAGAAGAGGCAACAACAGUGGUUGUGAAAAGGUUGAAGGAAGUGGUUAUUGGGAAGAGGGAAUUCGAGCAGCAAAUGGAGAUCGUUGGAAGAGUUGGACAGCACCCAAAUGUUGUGCCACUCCGUGCUUAUUAUUACUCAAAGGAUGAGAAGCUUCUGGUGUAUGACUAUAUCACAGGUGGCAGUUUAUCUUCUCUCUUGCAUGGAAGCAGGGGAGGUGGAAGAACCCCUUUGGACUGGGUGUCAAGAGUAAAGAUUUCCCAUGGAGUUGCAAAGGGAAUUGCACACAUCCAUACUAUGGGUGGUCCAAAAUUCACCCAUGGAAACAUCAAGUCCUCAAAUGUCCUCCUUGGCCAAGACCUUGAUGGGUACAUCUCUGAUUUUGGUCUAACCCCUUUAAUGAAUGUCCCUGCCACUCCUUCUAGGGGUGCAGGCUAUCGUGCUCCAGAGGUGAUUGAAACCCGUAAGCACACUCAUAAAUCAGAUGUGUAUAGCUUUGGUGUCCUCCUCCUUGAGAUGCUGACAGGAAAAGCUCCACUUCAGUCACCGGGGCGCGAUGAUAUGGUUGAUCUGCCUAGAUGGGUCCAGUCUGUUGUAAGGGAGGAGUGGACAGCAGAGGUUUUUGAUGUUGAGCUGAUGAGGUACCAAAAUAUUGAAGAAGAAAUGGUGCAGAUGUUGCAAAUUGCUAUGACAUGCGUGGCCAAGGUUCCAGACAUGCGACCUAGCAUGGACGAAGUUGUUAGAAUGAUUGAAGAAGUCCGGCAAUCUGACUCAGAGAACCGGCCAUCCUCAGAAGAGAAUAAAUCCAAGGACUCAAAUGUGCAGACUCCAUAACCGUUAAAACCUGUUGCUGCUUCCAUCAAUCAGGUGAAAGUUCAUUUUCAUCUUAUAAGGGGAAAAGCAAGAUUGAACAUAUUAUAUGUUUGCAUGGCUCCUAAGGUUUGCCAAGCAUUGUUCAGAUUUACAUGCUUGAUUGUCUUCGUAGAGUGUGAAUCCGUCCAAUUGUGCGAUUUUAUUAUUAUUAUUUUUUAUUUCUUAGGGUUGUAGAUCCAUGAGAUUUUUACCUUUCAUUAGGUGGGGUUUUUUCUUUUAUUUUUUAUUUUUCAGGAAUAUUUGAUGUAAUCUGUAUUUAACAUCAUGAGUUAAUUGAUCAUCUUCAAUCAACGGCCUCUUUUGUGGGUCCGUUCUCUACC